CACAAAAUUUCUAAGAGAAUUUGAUCAAUUCCUCUAGAAAUUCUCUAAUAUGGGAAUUCUUAAGAUAAUGCUACUUUUGCUCUUGGGGUGUGCCUCUCUCUCCUUUGCUGCCAUGGACGAUUAUCAAAAGAAUGUCCAAACGCAAUGCAGCUUUACUAGAUAUCCCGAACUCUGCCUCGAUACCCUAAAGGGGCUUGGGUCAGGUAAUCAGCAAAUUGAUUUCAUGUCUGCUUUAGUGAGCAAGACCAUCUCCGAGACCAAACUACCCUCUUCGUACUUCACCAAUUUGAUCAGCUCCAAUCUUGAAGUUCAAGAAACCAAACAUGCCAAUUCAAUCAUUGAAUAUUGUCAAGAUCUUAUGAGCAUGUCCAUACGAAGGCUAGAACAAUCUUUAUUAGCCCUCAAAAUAUCUAGCAAGACGAAGAAGCAGGACAUCCAGACAUGGAUCAGCGCCGCCUUGACAUUUCAACAAACAUGUAAAGACUCAGCCGACAUUAUUGGUCCGUCCAUGGAGCAGAUAUCCAAGAAAAUGGAUUACCUGUCUCGAUUGGGCAGUAAUCCUCUGACGCUCGUCAACAGGAUGACCGGCAAUGUGCAGAAUGAGACUAACCAGAAACGGGAUUUUCCCAGCUGGUUAACGAGGAGACAUCGGAGACUACUUCAGGCGAGUAAGAUAGAGGCAAAUGCGGUGGUGGCGAAGGAUGGAACGGGAGAUUACCGAACGAUUUCGGAGGCUAUUAACGCGGCGUCCGGCGGACGGUUUGUGAUUUAUGUGAAGGCGGGUGUUUAUAAUGAGAAAAUUCGUACUAGCAAAGAUGAUAUUACGUUGAUCGGUGAUGGAAAAUACUCCACUAUCAUCACCGGAGAUGGUAGCGCCGCCGGUGGUUAUGAAACGCACGAAACCGCAACAUUCUCUAUCGAGGGUGAUAGAUUCAUUGCUCGGGACAUCGGAUUCCAAAACAAAGCUGGUCCUAAUGGACAACAGGCAGUGGCUCUCUAUGUUAACUCAGACAAGGCCGUUUUCUUCAGGUGCAGCAUGGACGGAUACCAAGACACUGUUUAUGCCUUUGCUCUGCGCCAGUUCUACCGGGAUUGUGACAUCUAUGGCACAAUUGACUUCAUAUUUGGAAACGCAGCGGCCGUUUUCCAAGCCUGCCAGUUGGUUCUCCGCCAUCCCCGCAAAGGUGCAAGCUUCAAUACGAUUCUGGCAAACGCACGCUCCGACCCGGGGCAGAAAACUGGAUUCUCUGUUCAGAAUUGUCAAAUAACGGUCAGUUCAGAUUUUUCUCCGGUCAAGCACGACUACGAUUCCUAUCUGGGUCGGCCCUGGAAGGCGUAUUCUAGAUCGGUCGUGAUGCAAUCGACGUUGGAUGAUGCGAUUUCUUCAAGGGGUUGGGUUGAGUGGCCUGGCCAAGAGAGCUCUCGAACGAAAACUCUCUAUUUUGCAGAAUUCGCCAACAAGGGACCCGGAGCCGAAACUUCAGGCAGAGUAACUUGGCCGGGAUUUCAUGUUAUUGGAGCCGAUGAGGCAGCCGAAUUCACCGUCAGUAAUUUCAUUGCUGGAACUUCAUGGCUGCCGUCGACCGGAGCAACUUUUACCCCCGGCCUCUAGUGAUUAAGUCAAUUAAAAGCAUGUUUUUAUGGUAAGAAAUGGUAGUCAGGGGAUUGUCUUAGUUAUGCUGGAAGAAGAAAUGUCAAGCAUGAGCUAAAAAAAAUGGAGAAGCUCUCCUUUGUGCUCAUGAAUAAGAUAUAUUGUUUAGGGUUUGGUUUAUAAAAAAGUGAAGUGUAGUCUGCGCUAGCGCGGACUGCACUUCAGUUAAUAGUCCCAUCUUUAAUCUUUUUCGUGCUUAAUUCUACUUUGCAAAAACAUGUAAAUAAUGUGAUCCUUAAUAUAUUUAUGAAAGUGUG
Rubroshorea leprosula is the source of this 1908-nucleotide messenger RNA. The record is from the annotation of a GenBank genome assembly. NCBI's taxonomy places the organism in Eukaryota, Viridiplantae, Streptophyta, Magnoliopsida, Malvales, Dipterocarpaceae.